CUGCAACUAGGAGUUGUAAUUAUAACAUGUCCUAGGAGUGAGAGGUGAACUCAUCGCCAUUCAUAUUGAGUUUAGUAGUGAGGGAACUUGUCUCAAAGAGCUAGACUGAGACUGGGUGAGAUGCUGCUUAUCUCUAUUUUAAUAGAUAACCUAAAAGUGAAAUCUGUGAACUGUUUGGUGACGUUGCUCCUCCUUGCUGAGUUACUAUGCGCUGCCAAAAUAAAAUUACCUCUAGUAUGUCUUAAUACUUAUCGAGUUCUACAAACAGGAGGCUAAUGCUUAUCUAUCUAUCUAUCUCUCACUUUCUCUGAACCAGCCAGGGGCUACCAACUUUUUUCCAUUCUGUCUUCCCUCAACUCAAUUCCUACUUAGCGUGGAUAUUCAUUUUCCAACCCCCAGUUUUAAAAACAAUCAAUGAGAGAGCUGCCAUCUUGCUAACUUGAUGUACAUGGGUCUCUGGCUAGGAAAUACAAGCUACAUUGUGAUUGUAUGAGCAUCAUUUAUAUGAACCCAAACUGGUGGCAGGUAUUUCUGACAAUGGUUUUAAAAUUUACUUUAUUCUAUCGAUAUAUAUUUAGCUUUCUCAAAAUAAUAUAGCUGCCCAAUACAAUUUGUAAUUUCUCAGAUGGCAGCCACCUCAAGGAAGAAGUGCCAUUCUGUUUGUUCCCAUAUAGCUAGGUCUAUAGACUUUUGUCUUGAAGCUACAUAGAGGUUUAGAACUUCAUUUUCAUAUUUAUUUCAAAUGGUGCUAUCUUUCACAGACUUUGUACCUUGAAAAGGCUUGUUUAGGUAUUUUAAAUGGGUAAUGCUACUUUCAUUCACAGAACUCCUUUGUAAGGUUUUCACAGUUUAUAAGUCUCUCAGAAGUUUUUUGCCAUAAAUCUUUCAUAUGUGAUUGCUGCUGUACCUCAAAACGUGGACUGCCAGUAUCUCAAAGUAUCAGAAAAGGAGGAACAGAUAAAGAAAUCUUUUGGGGAUUAUGCAAAAAACUAUUGCUAAGUACUAAGAAAUAAUCUGUUCAAACCACAGAGCCAAUGGUAAAUUCUCUUUUUAAUAGGAAUGUCUUAUUCAAAAGUUUGUAGGCUGGGAUUCAAACCAGGACCUUGAUUACUUUCCUGCUGUCUUGUACUGCCUCUGAGCAUGAUGAAUAGGCAGAAUUUGAUUAAUUUUAAUAAGAACCUAAUUUAAACAUUCCAAUUUUUCAGGCAGAGCUUAAUUUUGGUGGUUUAAUCUGUUCUUUUGCUGUUAGAGACCUCAUAUAUGUGUUGGCAUGAAUGUUAUAGUCUUUGUACAUUCAAAUCUGCCACAUCUUUUUAAGUUUUCUUUCCAAAUCAUCCAGUAAAGAUAACCUAUGUUUUUCUGUCAAAACCUGUAUAAAUGUGGCUUCUCAACUUAUACUCAAGAUAACGGUGUCCACAAAUCUGUCUAUGCAGCUUUUUCCUGGAGAAUCUAGAUGUCCAACUAUGAGUGAAAGAGAAUAUCAAAUAUUGUAGCCCUUUUUGUGGUCUCUCUCUCUCUCUCAAAAUAUUGGAUACCCUUUCAGAUUCUGAGACACUUUCAUUUUAGGGACUGGUACAGACAUACAGUGGUUACUUUUCAAAGGUAACCUAAUUUCAUUUCUGUAGUGCACCUGUGUCCUCCCUUAAAUCAUUUUUAUUCUGCAUCAAUUUUGUAGGAACCUGCACUCUGAAGGGGCUUGAGGUAUGUAAAGAUACCACUAAGACUCUGAGUCAAGGUACUUUACUGCAUUAGUCAAAUAGAAGAUGUUAAGAUCAGUCUGGACAAAGCUGCUGCCACACUCUUUUUUUCCCAAAUAACCUGGAAUACAAUUUACAAUGUGGUUGGAAUAUAAUAUCCAGCUUCAUACUUUGGUUUCUGUGGAUUUUGGAGUAACACAUUACAAAGUUUUGUCAUGUUCUCACCUAUUCUGGUUUGCUUUGGAAGCAGUGUCAUGAGAGCGACAUUUUAUUUGCACUUUUGCUCAAGAGAACAUGGCUGGUAUUUAAACCAGAGCGAAUCAGUUCUUGAAUGAGCAUUAUUACAGAAUGAAAGCUGUCUGCCCCACCCCCGGAUACACACACUCUCCUUUCUAAACGACUGAUUGCUGUGUCAGUAUAGUGCUUCAGGCUCUGGUUAGUCUUAAGUACCCUACUCUUCCCACUGUCUUGACCCUUAGGCUAAUAUGUUUUUUAACACCAUUUACUCCAUCCACACUAGGUAGAAAGCUGUGCUAAAAUUGUAUUACAUUGUUUUUCAGACAUAAUGCAUAAACCUUCUAAUGGUGUGGGGGCUGACCAAAAAUGCCCAUGUACUUUAUGCUGUAUGUUUAUGCUAGUUUUGGAGAAGCCCUUCAGGCAUUUCCUUCAAGACCACAAAUCUGCUUUCUUGAGGCCGAUCCGUCCGGUGAAAGACCAGGCAGAUUGUUCCCAGAUUAGAUCCCUGAUUUCAAGAUUUAUUUUUUCCUUGGUUGGCACAUAUUAGUACCGAGGGACUGGAAGGCCAAAUAAGAGAGUGCAGGGCGGAAAGUAAGGCUUUGAAGCAUGCCUGGAAAUGUGGUAAAAUACUUUACUGGAUUUGAAAGGCAAACGGUUGAGAGCAUGUAUAAACCCCAACAUCUGUCCGCUUCAGUAGGCUUGGCGGCAUGUCCACGUUGGUAGAAAAAUGAGGUCCUUUCCAGGGCAAGUGAAUGGAUUAUGGAAGGAGUUAAUGGGAUUGUUGAUCUUUAAUAACGCAGCAAACCAAAUUACCGUAUUUGGCUGCGGAUUAGUACUUAUAGCAAAAGUGCUAAAUUGAGUCCUUGGACCUGGUUUUCCAUAGAGGAACUAGUCUGACUAUGUGGGUAGGAUUCUUUUCUCAUUCUAAAGUCUGUCCCGAUAUUUUUUUUCAGUCAUCACAUUUUCAUAUUAUUCAAAAAGUCUUUUUUAAAGAAGGGAGAGGUGGUUUAUGUGGUUGACUGUGUUGCAUCUCGUCUCAGACAAAAUGGGUUGAAAUGUGAUUCAUCUGCCUGUCUAGGAGGACUGUUCAUGUCUUCACUGGCUAGGGAAAUAACUGAUUGCGUUUGAUUUUUGGAGCGUGUCAGAGAGAAGCUCUUUGCUGAGCUCUGAAACUAGCAGGUUUGGAGCACCUGGCUUAAUGGUGCUACAAUUCCCUGGUCUGUCUGCAGUAAGCAGGUGCUUUGUUCUGGACUUGAACAGCAGUUGAAGUGAUUGUUAAAAUACAGUAUUGCAAAGCAGGUUGCCAUUGCAGUUGUCCCCAGAAAGUACUAUUCUCCUUCAGCAGAGAGCUGCUGCAGCUGAACAGAAAGAGCCCAAGGCAGGAGCAGCAGAAAUGGGGAAUGGGAGGCAUAUUGUCCCUGUGCUUCUAAUGCAGCAAAGCCCUUUGUUCACUGCCCUAGUAAGCCAUGAUUUGCACUGUGUGUGUGUCUAGGAACAUAGCAGGGCAUGAAUGUGAAGGCUUAUCAAAUAUCCCUUUCCUAACAUUAACUUUGUCCAGGGUGAAUUAGAAGGUUGGUGUCUCCUACAGAAACCUUUUUUGUCGUUUGGGGGGUAAAACCAUCAGUGGCCAAAUCUUGCUUUCCUUACUCAUGCAACAAGUCCCAUUUAAUCUUAUUUUUCCAUACCCUUUAGUAUAGGGUCAAGUCACUAUCUGAUGCUGUCUUGUGCCUCAAAGUGACCUGCCAUUCCAUUAAUAUUAUCAGUUGUCCAUGUGCAAAUCCUAACUCUAAAUAAUUACAUUUUAAUUCACACUACAGCAAAUGGGAAGGUUGAAUGGUGGGACUCCCAGUAGAGGAAAACCCUCGUUACACUCUGGAAAUCUCACAGGUGGGAUAACAGCAUGGACCAGCAUAGAUGGAUUUUCUGAUGUAGCCGUUAGAAGGCCAUAGUCAGCCCUGAGAAUCCCAGCGGUCUUCGUGGAAGUCUGCGUUCCUCGCGGUCUAGUUUUUUCCCACCUGGCAGUAUCAGGACUCAUUGUGGCAAUCCAUUGAUUUGACUGGUGCCUCAGAAUACAAACUAUCAAGGAAAAACAAUUUCCCACGCUACUUUUGUGAACUUGUAUAAAGCAAUAGCAGCAGCCACUCCCUGCUUAUUGCUAGAUGAUUUUAGGGAGUGUAGCCCUGGCAAUUUACUUCUUUCUCUUCCAUUUUCAGAUGUGUGAGUUCAGAGUGUGUCCCAAUUGUCAGUGGGAUUUCAGUAACGUGCUGGGCGGUGCAUUGGUUUUUGGCCAGAGAAAAGUGGUUUCAGACUCCUGUGCAUGGAGAAUACUGUGGCCAGCUGCAGGACCUCCUGGACUUUCCUGGCUGGCCCUCCAUGUUUAGGCUCCUGUGGCUGAAUUUCUCAGCUUCGUCUCUCAGCAGUCAUUCUCUUUUCAUGGGAACUGGCAUUGUAGACUUCUUUUCUGAAUAGUGCAGCAUGUGCCCGAGUGUGUUUGUUAUUUUUCCCUCCCAAGUAAAAUUAUGUGCGACUGUAAUGUUCAUGAAGUUUGCUGGAUUUAUAGUCUUGGAGACCCUAGUACUGUAGCCAUAGUACUAAUACAGCACCGAGAAGAACAAAACUUUGUACAGUUGUACUUUGAGCUGGAUGUAAAGGGUGACAUGAUGGCCCAUUCUUUGUCGCCUGUUCAGUUCUUGGUUUCACUGCUAAGACUACCAGCAAGGUUGCCAGUGGAUGCCAAACUUAUUUUUUGCCAUUCCUGACAUGUAUGUUAACAGCUGGCCUGCUAAGGACACUUUCCAGUCACCAACAAGCUUCACAUGGCAACAGCUUUUGAGCAGUAGUGGGCGCGUCUGCACAAGACGCUAAAAGCCCAGCAGACUAAUUCUGCUGCACAUGAGUGCAUCACGGUGAAAGCUGUGCUAACGCGCAGUAGAAUUAGGCUACUGUGCAUUGGCAUCACGUAAAAAACAUGCGUUGGCGCUACUGCGCAGGAGUGCCAAUUACAGCUCAUGAAUGCACGUGUAGACAUGCCCAGUGAUGCUGCUUUUGAAUGGACUGCACGUGUUCAAGACUCCCAAGGCAUCUAGUCCCCCAAGAUGGCUCGACUUAUCUUUGGCAAACUUAAUACCUUUGAGGCAUGUCAACUUUGGUAACUUAAAAAUAUGCCUAUGUUCUUUCCUUCCCUUGCAAUGUGUUUGUAAAGCAUGUCAUAUUUUAUGAUUCACUUUUAUUUUGGAUUGCUCUGAAUCUUUCCUGAUCCUUUGCUCAGAAUAUUCUCUGUCCUUAUUGAGGCUUCUUACUAAAAACUCAAACUAUAGAGACUUAUUACUUGUGUACAAACAAGUAAAACUUAGGUAGUAGCAGUUAUUCAUGUAACAUGAGGGAUCCAUAUAUCCAGCAGAUACUGUCAGGUGCUCACAAUGACCCAGUUACUACUUUUUUUUUUCUUUUCUCUUUGUUGGUCCUACCGCUCAGAAAUAAAGUUGAAGCUUGUAAGACUUUACUUUGUUUCUUGGGUAUGUCAUAAUGUAAGCAAUUUAGUUGGGGUGAUUGUUCUCUUCUCUGAUGUAAAAAAUAAUUUAUAUUGUCUUUGAAAGUGUUGAUAGAAGAUAUGCAGCCUACAAACAUGCAGAUUUGUGCCCAGAGAUUAGUUAUCAGUGUCCUGUUAAAUUCUGAUUCACUGUGUCCAAUUGGGAAUGAUGUUAGCCUCCCAACACUUCUUGCUAAAUGAAUAUAUCAAUUAACAAGUGGUGUUCAAAGGCUAAGUAACCCUAUUACAAUAAUUAUAUUUGGUCCUGCCAAGUAUUAAUGCAGUUCUUUCCAAGUGGAAUGAUCUAAUUUUCUUACAGAUAAGAUAGCUGGUUCUUUAGGGAAUUAAAACUGGCCAGAUCUAUCUAUCUAUCUAUCUCUUCUCAUGUCAAUAUGCAAAAAUCACUAAUGGGCCUGGUAGAAACUCCAGAUUCAAAUACCUUCAAAUUUUGAGGGCUAGCUGGAUCCUGUUCAGAAUUUUGCGAUUCCCAUUUGUUUCUCACUCCUGAUGUUUUAUGCUUGUAUGUGAAUAGACAUGUCUGCAAUUCUCACUUGUUCCGUUUAUGGUUUUGAGUUUGAGGCCAGGUUUGGAAACCGGUAAGGCUCCGAGUGCUUACAGACAUUGAUAGGCCACAGGUGGAGAUUUGGGUGGAACUGCUUCCUGUAUUUACUGAGAGGGUCUAGGACCUAGCACUUAAGCCAUUGUGCCAAGAAAAUGGCCACGUCACGGGGUACUGGGGAAACAAGGACCACGAGUAAUAAAGGCUCACACUGCAAAAAUGCGUUGCAGCAUAGACAAAAGGGCAUCUGCUCCACCAUAAGGAGUACGCAAAGCGGCCACCUGGUUCUGAAGCAACGCUCUUGGUACAUGUUAGGCAGAGGACUUGCUUUCAUCAGCAGCAGCCUCCUCUCUGGGAAGGCAUGGCAAGCUGCAGUGUCAAAAUGGAUUGGUGUUUGAAGCAUCAGCUUUUUAAGGGAGACCUUAUUUUCUUGUUAUACUUUUCUCCCCUAACCUUGCUACCUCGGUGACUUGCUGCUUCAUGCUGGCUUAUUGAGAGAUGCCAUGUGACAGGAUAGAAAAUUUCUUAUCUAAUAAUUUCCUUUCUAGUAAGGGCAUCUCCCUUUUAACCAUCAGGAUAAUCAAUUCAAUUGUCAAGAUGCAUUUUUUGCAAUGAAAAAUUGUGGAAUAUACACAGUCCUUUCCUGGAGGCAAUCCAUUAUCACCCAUUAACAGUGAAAAGCACUUGACAUAAUUCUUAAGAAAUCCACACCAUGCAGAUGCAAAUUAGAAGCAUUUAUCUUGAGAUACAAAGUUAUCCGUGGAAGAAUUAGCAUUUAUUCUGUGUAGCUAUUUCUCUAAGCAUUUUUCCCAUUUAAAUCUGGAUUUGUUGCUUGUUGUUUGUUUCGAAUCCCCACCAUUGUUUGCAAUCAUCCACUAGGGGGCAACGCGCAUCGUACCGAGCCAGUGCAAUAAGGAGACAUCGGGGAAGUAAAUUGAAAAUCUAAGAGCUGUGCUAACUGGGGAAAGAUACAAGGCUAGGCAUGUAAUGCAUUUGAGAUUCAACCAAAGGUUUUGAUACAGUAUUAAAUACCAUCAAACUCCGGACUUACUUUCCUCACCUUGCUUAUUUCACACUAUGUAUGCUCAGAGAAAACAUAUGAAUUGUAAUCUGCUAGCAACAGAUUUCCUUAAUGCGGAGCAAAACCACUGCCAGCAGUUGCUGAAAUGAGUGGAAAGAAUUUUUCUUUGUUCAUGUUGAUCAGAAGACUAGUAGUGAAAUGCCAGGCUGUAAUGUACCUUUGGUGUAAUUUCCAGGAAGUAAUCAGCUCCAAAUGGAAGAACAGAGGCAACUGGUCACUGGAGAUGCACAUGGUAUAGUCUGUUCAAAGAAAGAAAAUGUAGGUUUUGGUGAUGUAUUUGAUUGUUAGUGUCUCCUAGCUUAUGCAGUAUUGUCUCUCUGGUAACAAAUCACUCAUUGGUGGAAAAUGUACCCUUCUCAUUUCCUGCCGUGAUUGGUCCCAGCAGAUACAUGCCUCCUAUAAAGUUGUAAAUGGGUAUCUCAGGAAGGAGUGAUAGUGGGAAGGCUUAAGUCACUGUGUGCAUAACACUCCCUAUGCCUGGAGAAGGGUGUCUGUGCCCGAAAGCUUGCAAAGAACAAUUUUUCCAACUACUUAGUUGGUCUAAUAAAAGAAAUCACAUUUACCCGAACAACCUUGUAACCCCAUGAAUGUGCUCUAAAGUCCAUGCCACAUAACUGAUGGUACUGAGUCUUGAUAGUCUGCAGAGGAAGUGAAGUUGUGGCAGCAGAAAAUGCUUGCAGACUUGACAUGUGCUUGGCAGGUGAUGAAGAAGAUGGAGGUUUCCUAUAAUCAUGAAGAAAAGAUAGAGAUAGGGGGACACGCCUCUUGAUGCAGAAGCCUGUGUUCCACUCUGCAUGAUGCUGAAGCAUUGCACGAAGAGAGAUCACUAUCUGUCUUCAGUGAGUAGAGGGUCCUUCCUGUGCCAGCCCUCCUUGCAAAUUAGGAGUUUGCCUGACAGUCUGAAGUGCCCAUCUUUCUUAGCCUCAACAUUAUGCUGAGGGUACGCUUUCAGAUUCCCAGCUUUUAAAGCUGUGUCUUUUUCAAAUGUUGAAGCGCUGAGCUCCAUUUCAGGAAAAUAAGUUAUGACACCAGUCUCACUGCUGCUGUACCCAGGCUAUGCGGUAUUAAAAGCCCAAAUGAGUAUCAGAAUUAUUGUCUGAUGGGAAGAAUGGGGCAGAUGCAUCUCGUAUUGUUUAAAGAUUUCUGCCAACUUAGGCAGUCGCUUUUGCAUCUGUUGUGCUUAUUUCAUGUUUUGAAGAUUUUUUUUCUUUGUUACCAUUAUAGCAAUUCACUAGAUUCACGGCUCUGUGUUGUGCCCCAGCUAGCUUUGGAAACACAGCUUAAGAAAAGGCCAUUUAUGUUAAUGUUUUUCAAGUCUGGAAAUGAACCGACUUCCUUCUGCAGUGCUUACAAGCAAAACAACUGGAGUUACUUUCAUUAGGGCUGGAAACGUGCUUUCAUCCUUUAAUACCACAUUGCUGUUGCUAGGGAAGGUUCGCAUGAUGAAAGAAAAUGACCCAGCUUGGAAGCCCACGUUCAUUGUGAAACCUGACGGAGGAUGUCAGGGGGAUGGAAUCUACCUCAUUAAAGAUCCCAGUGACAUUAGAUUGGCUGGAAACCUACAGAGCAGGCCAGCUGUUGUCCAGGAAUACAUCUGUAAACCACUGCUGAUUGACAAGCUGAAAUUUGAUAUCCGUCUCUAUGUGUUACUGAAAUCUUUAGAACCUUUAGAAAUUUACAUAGCCAAAGACGGACUCUCUAGAUUUUGUACAGAGCCCUAUCAAGAACCUACCCUCAAAAAUUUGCACCAGGUAUUUAUGCACUUGACAAACUAUUCACUGAAUAUUCACAGUGGGAACUUCAUCCAUUCAGACAGUGUAAACACUGGCAGCAAAAGGACUUUUUCAAGCAUCCUCUACAGAUUGUCUUCCAAAGGGGUUGACAUCAAGAAAGUGUGGUCAGAUAUCAUUUCACUGGUGAUUAAAACGAUUGUUGCACUAACUCCAGAACUGAAAGUUUAUUACCAGUCUGAUAUACCAACAGGAAAACCUGGGCCAACUUGCUUCCAGAUUUUAGGGUUUGACAUUCUCCUAAUGAAAAACUUGAAGCCUAUGUUACUCGAAGUAAAUGCAAACCCCAGCAUGAGAAUAGAACAUGAACAAGAGCUUUCUCCAGGGGUGUUUGAAAAUGUUCCAAGCCCUGUUGAUGAGGAAGUGAAAGUAGCUGUGAUCAGAGAUACUCUUCGUCUAAUGGAUCCAUACAAAAAGAAGAAAAAAGAUAACCUAUCUCAACCUUCUGAACCUGCAUCGGAAAAGAAAGAACAGCUAUCGGAAGGAGGAUCAACAGACAAAUUGGAGCACGAUAGCAGCAAAAAUCCAGAAGCCAGCUUACCUUCCCCUUGUCUUAAGCAAGUGUUUCCGAAGUAUGCCAAGCAGUUCAACUACCUGCGACUGGUGGAGAGGGUAGCUGCCUUGUUCAUCCGCUUCCUGGGAGUGAAGGGGACGACGAGGUUGGGGCCAACAGGUUUCCGAACGUUUGUAAGGAACUGUAAGCUGAGUAACAGCAACUUCUCCAUGGCCACAGUCGAUAUUCUCUACAUUGAUAUCACAAGAAGGUGGAACAGCAUGGGGAUGGACCACAAAGAAUCAGGGAUGUGCUUGCAAGCCUUUGUGGAAGCUUUCUUUUGCCUGGCUCAAAAAAGAUACAAGUCACUCCCAUUACAUGAGCAGGUGGCCACACUGAUUGAUUUCUGCGAAUACCAGCUCGUCACCCUGGAUGAAAGGCGCCUCGUUUGCAGCCGAGGAAUAACGGAGCGGCGACCGGCACUCGUCACCUGCCAGCCAGAUGGACUUCACCUCACCCCCGCUCAUCACGCGCCUCUCCUCAACCGCACGGCCGCCACCAAUAAACUUGCAGAUUAUAGGAGUCACCGGUUGUGAGGGAGCCGCUCCGUCGAGUUGCAAACGAACGUCAGGGCGAGAAACAAAUCCCCGUAUGCGUGUGCUGCAGGAGGCAAAACACGGGUUCCUGGGUUCUUCCUUCUGCUCAUCAUGAUUAUUUAUUGCAGCUUUCCCUGAUUUAUGCUUUUCGGAAAGGAUGGCUGCAAGCUCCCCUUUCCUGGUAAUGACCCUCAGCAGCAAUGGCCAUUAUUUAUUAUUUCCCCAGUGAGCAUACAAUAUAGCUGAAAUGACAUACUGCACCUUUUAUUCUGAGUUUAUGGGAAAUCAUUUAUGAAGACAAAGGGGCAAAGAUAUAAUGCUACAGUAACCAGCAUCAUGGGAUUGAUAGCACGGACUGGGAGGCGCAGCCUCGUCAAAGGCGUUUCACCUUCACUCGCGUCCAGGAGAAGCCACUCUUUGAGACCAGAACAACACACUUUGGAGUUACAACGCGUGCCGUUGUGAAACCAAGUGGGGAGGUGUAAACUGUCAAAUUGUGUGUGUUGGAAAACCCAGAGCUCAAAUUAUGCAUUUAAUCAAAUUUUAGGCUUUGCUUCUAUGUUGUGUGGAUUUCAUUUGAAUUCUUGUUCAUGCAGGUAUUGAUUUUUUUUUUUUUGUACGUGGCAGGGCAGGCCAGCAAUUAUACUGGAGAGAAAUGUAUUUAUUUGAAAGUUAAUUUUAAAACACAGAAGCCCUAAAUACUUUAGGGUCUUUUUACACAACUUUUGUCACCCCCACUGCUGUUUUACUUAAAGGCAAGUGGUUUCAAGGGACCCGGUGCUGCUCACCCUCGCACGGAAACAGCCCCGUGCUGAUUUGAAUGUGCUGACAUGGGCAGUGCUGAGCGCACACCUUGCAGAGAGAGCGGUGCAGGUGCACACCUUCCCUUUCCUUGACUCAAGGGGUGUCUGUGUCAGGCCGCUGGUGAGUAAAGAUGGGCUGGAUCAGACUCCGAGCUGCUGGGUUUGCUCUUUGCAGCUGGCAGUGGUUUAGGACCUUUCCACUAACAUUUCCCAUUUGCAUAGGCCCCACUCACAUGCAUGGAGAUAGUGUAAUUUGCUCUAUAAUUUUUGGGGUCUCAUCCCUUGGCAUGAACAUUGGGGCGCUCUGCUGAAAGCCUCAAUGGUCACAGGCAAGGAGGUCUCAGGACUGAGAAACACAGCACCAGUAGAUCCCCUGGCACUUGGCACCUGGCUUUUCCACCAGGUAUCUUGCGGAGUUAAGCCCAGAGCUCCUGAUGCGGAGAUAAGUGAAGUCAGUGGAAAAUUUCCAUUCAUUUCAGAGGGCUUUAGAUCAUGUCCUUUCUGAGGCCUUUUUCUCAAUAUUAUGGCAGACCUUUACUUAAUUAAGUUGGCUGAAGACCUCUAGAGCGGCAUCUCUCAACCCGUGGGUCAUGACCCAAGUGGGUUGCAAGAAUAUAUGAAAGGGUCACGAACAAACUUUAAAAAUGGAUUCUCCUUUAAAGGAGGAAAACAUGGGAAACUGUUUUUUCCUUUGCAGGCAGGCAGAGUUUCAGCCUGCGAGGGGCUGCUUGGGGCUCUCCCAUGCCCCACACAUUGUGGGGCUGGAGCACGGGGACACGGGGCAACAGGUCGGGAGUGAGGGGCACGGGGUUGGGACUGGCCAAUGAUGUUUAUUAAAACAAAAAAAAGGUUGAGAACUGCUGCUCUAGAGCAGAUCCCCAACUGGUGUCAAGUGAUCCAGCUCCAACGGGGAGCUUUCCAGGAGUAAGGAGGAAAAGUUAAUCCCCCACUUGGCCCCUUGGGGUAAGAGAAACUAAUGCAGUUCUUCCUUGCAGCAUAGUACUUUAUUCAUUACGUGUGCGCUGGUUCUCCACUUCACUUCCUGUUACCUCAUAGCCGGGCAUUGCAGAUAAGGACAGCAUCGCUUUUAAAUCUUUAUAUUAAUAAAUAUUUAAUGGCCACUAUAUGGCUCUUCCUUCAGAGCCUGUUUUGGCCAGCAUUCAGCAAUGUAAUUAAUAUUCUUUCCCAGUGCUGCACUGAACAGUGCAGGGUUACUUUUUCAAGUGUCAGGUACUGUAACUAAUGGAUUUAACGGUGAGAGGCUAAACUAAUUGCUUUUUCGGGGGUUUUGCUAUCACAUUUGAACCAAGAGAACUUAGAGCUGAAUCCGCAUCUCUGUGUAACAGUGCGGGCUGUCCCUUUAAGGGGGAACAGCCUGUCCUUGGCUAAGAGGGGAGUUAGAAAAGAGAAAGCAAGUGAAAGAAGCAGGCUCUGAAGGGAAGAGCUUGUGCAAGGACAAGCCAGGAUGCUGUGUUGGGGCUAGAGCAAAAAGGGACUCUUCUCCUUGUGUCUGGGAGAGGACAGAGGAUUUGGUUUUGUUAUUAGCUUGCUGAAUUUGCUUUGGAGAACUUGCUGAGGAGCUCAUAAGGGAGCAAAGUCUCCUGUAGAAGCCAGCAGGAUAAAUGCCCUGCUUCCGCUCUUCCUCUUAAUGCCCUUAACUUUGUUUUAAAAAAAUCUGAAUAUUAGCACAACAGCGUGUAGCAGAAUAAUUGGCCUUUUUUUAAAGCAUAGCUAUAAUGCAUGAAUGCUGGACAAUAUUAAUUGCACAUAGGACUAGAAAGGGCAUCCUAGCCCAUCAUAGUCAGUCCCCGGGUCUGCAGCCUAUCCUUGAGCUUCUUGCUAAGCACAGUUAUGCAGUUCACUUCUAUCCUUACAAUAAGGCACCAUGAGUCUUUCUAGUCUGUGGUCUCAUUGUUGGGAGAGCAACCUGAGCAUGCAUUUGAGUACCUUUAAAACUUCAGUACUGUUGAUCAAGGAACUUCAUGGUAUCACUGCUAUUGUAGGAAUGCACUUCAUCAUCUUACUGCAAAAACUUGUUUCUUUAUUUUAUUCUUUAGAACGCAAGAAUGAGUGCUAAAUCUAAAAUUCACCAUGCUGCAAACAAAGUAGGAUGGCUCCAGGAUGUGUGAAGGCUGCCCAGUAGUUGGGGAUCAGCCUUACCCUUGGAAAACUUGGGUUCAGUUCCCUGCUCUGUCCUGGUCUUGGAGAGAGCUGGGGCAGGUUAGUUAAGUCUCUCCCUAUCUCAUGGAAAUGGCAGCACUGUCCCAUUUUUGAAGGGUGUUUUGAAGAUCAAGCAAAGUUUGCUUUGCAUUCAUAUACUAUGAUGAUGCGGGGGCAGGAGGGGAGGAAGGAGCACCUGAGAGAGGAUGUGAUGGGCCAUAUUCUGUCUGGAAUUACACUUCUGCAACCAGCUUCAUGCAUAUUUCAUGCAAGUUUACCAGAAUAGUAGCAAUUAUUUUCUGGAUUUCAUUGAUCAAAAUUGUUGCUAUUUGCAAAAUGAGAAAUCCUAAUGUUUUUUUUCUUCUCCGAAUGCUGUGUGUGUGUGUGUGUGUAUCAUUUGUGAUCCCCUCCAUAACCAGAACUAACUAAUCUUUGGGCUCCAAAUUCAUUUAGGAACUAAAAUACCCGAACAGGUCCAUCUUGUCCAGCAUAUACUGUCUGAUCGCAGUAAAGCUGAAUGAGUCCAGACGAGUUGCACAUGAUGAAAGAAAUCAUAUUCCUGACCCCCCCAGGGGGGUGAUCUUUUUUUUAUUGAUUUCCAUGGUUUGUGGACUGGUGCUUGAUAUUUUCAUUCUGGAUAAUGUAACGGCGGAUGAUUUCCUUGCCAUAUGGAGAGCUAGCUAACCUUGUUGUGGUGGUGUUGCUGUUGUUAUGCUACUAUUAUUAUCAUGCCUGUUGCUUACUGCAGCGCGUUUCACAAAUGAAAUGUUGCAUAAAAAUUUCCUUUAUUCA
This is a messenger RNA of Alligator mississippiensis (American alligator), 13737 nucleotides long. RefSeq names its product tubulin tyrosine ligase like 11 (gene TTLL11). Gene Ontology annotation, biological process: microtubule cytoskeleton organization; protein polyglutamylation. Gene Ontology annotation, cellular component: cilium. Gene Ontology annotation, molecular function: tubulin-glutamic acid ligase activity; tubulin binding. The record is from RefSeq and is a predicted model, not a curated record. Lineage: Eukaryota; Metazoa; Chordata; Crocodylia; Alligatoridae. The coding region runs from base 8426 to 9982 and encodes 518 amino acids. The transcript is spliced from 7 exons.